AUGGCCACGCCUCAAGUUAUCCCUACAAAGCCCCAGAAGACGCCUUUGGGCGCUCCUCUGCCGGAAGUCAAGCCUGCACCCCGGCCCAAGCUCGACGCGGAGCAGGAGGCCAAGUUCAAGUCGCUCCUUGAGAAGGCGCGCGCCUUCACCGAGGUCACCUGCCCCAAGGAGACCUCCAAGUCCGGCCCCAUCCGCGAGACUGAGCGCAUGUGGCUCACAAAGGAAUGCCUCCUGCGCUACCUCCGCGCCACGCGUUGGUCCGUCGCUGAUGCGGCCAAACGGCUCCUGGCCACCAUUGCCUGGCGUCGCGAGUAUGGGCUGGAGGAGUUCACGCCCGACUACAUCUCUCCUGAGCAGGAGACAGGAAAACAGAUGAUUGUCGGCUUCGACAAGCAGGGCCGCCCGUGUCAGUACCUGAACCCUUGGCGGCAAAACACGGAUGCUUCGCCCAGGCAGAUCCACCACCUGUUCUACAUGGUGGAGAGGGUGACGGAUAUGAUGCCCCCGGGCGUCGAAGCGCUGAGCCUGUUGAUCAACUUCAAGACCACCAAACAGAGGUCGAAUACCAGUGUGCCUGUCUCGACGGCUAGGGAGGUGCUGCACAUUCUCCAGAAUCACUACCCUGAGCGGCUGGGCAAGGCCCUCAUCAUCAACGUGCCCUGGGUCGUCUGGGGCUUCUUCAAGAUCAUCACACCGUUCAUUGACCCCAUCACCCGCGAGAAGCUAAAGUUCAACGAGGACAUGAAGGCCUACGUCCCUGCUGAGCAUCUCUGGAGCGAGGAUUGGGCUGGGAACAUGGACUUUGAGUACGACCAUGACACGUACUGGCCUGCGCUUAACGAGAUGUGCAAGCAGCGCCGCGAGGAAAAGCAGAGACGCUGGGAGGCUGGCGGCAAAAUCAUCGGCGAGAGCGAGGACUACCUGACUGGCGGCACCAACGUCAGCGCCGAGGGCGUUGGGUACUCUAUGGAGGCCGGCAAGCAGGUUGAGGAUGUCGACGCCGUCGGCGAGAAGCUGGCCACGGUAACCCUGCAAGAUUCCGAGGCCAAGGUCGAGGCUGCUUCUUGA
Emericellopsis cladophorae is the source of this 1068-nucleotide messenger RNA. RefSeq lists its product as uncharacterized. The record is from RefSeq and is a predicted model, not a curated record. Lineage: Eukaryota; Fungi; Ascomycota; Sordariomycetes; Hypocreales; Bionectriaceae. Bases 1 to 1068 code for a protein of 355 amino acids. The transcript is spliced from 2 exons. Gene Ontology annotation, molecular function: phosphatidylinositol transfer activity.